AUGGCUGAAGGCGGCGAGGACAGCAGCGGGGCGCGGGCUCUGCUGGCGCUGCGCUCCGCGCCCUGCAGCCCGGCCCCGCUGCCGCCGGCGCCGCUGCCGCUGCCGCCGGCCCCCGCCGCCGCCGCCGCCCCGGGCCCGGCGCUGGCGCGGCUGCAGGGCCGCGAGUUCGAGUUCCUCAUGCGGCAGGCGGCCGUCACCAUAGGCCGCAACUCGUCGCAGGGCUCGGUGGACGUGAACAUGGGCCACUCCAGCUUCAUCUCCCGCCGCCACCUGCAGCUCAGCUUCCAGGCGCCGCACUUCUACCUGCGCUGCCUCGGCAAGAACGGCGUCUUCGUGGACGGCGCCUUCCAGCGCCGCGGCGGCCCGGCCCUGCAGCUGCCCCCGCAGUGUACUUUCCGAUUUCCUAGCACAGUCAUAAAGAUCCAGUUCACAUCUUUAUACCAUAAAGAGGAAGUGAAGGAGCAAGCUUCAUCCCCUCCACUCCGGCCACUUUACCCUCAAAUAUCGCCUCUGAAGAUCCACAUUCCGGAGCCGGAUCUCCGGAGUUUGGUCAGCCCCCUGCCGUCCCCUACUGGCACUAUCAGUGUUCCCAACUCCUGUCCGGCCAGUCCCCGUGGUGCUGGGUCCUCAGGCUAUCGCUUCAUUCAGAACAUUACCUCGGACCUGCAGUUGGCAGCAGAAUACGCCGCAAAAGCAGCAUCGGAACAGCAGGCAGAUGCAUCUGGCGGGGACAGCCCAAAGGAUGAGUCCAAACCACCAUAUUCAUAUGCUCAGCUAAUUGUGCAGGCCAUAUCCUCAGCCCAGGACAGGCAAUUAACACUAAGUGGCAUCUAUGCCCAUAUCACCAAGCAUUACCCAUAUUACAGGACUGCUGAUAAAGGCUGGCAGAAUUCCAUUCGGCACAACCUCUCUUUGAACCGUUACUUUAUUAAAGUCCCACGCUCCCAGGAGGAGCCUGGAAAAGGCUCUUUUUGGCGAAUCGACCCAGCCUCUGAAGCCAAGCUGGUGGAGCAGGCAUUCCGGAAACGAAGGCAAAGGGGCGUGUCCUGCUUUCGGACACCUUUUGGACCCCUCUCCUCCAGGAGUGCCCCAGCCUCCCCAACUCAUCCUGGCCUGCUGUCCCCCCACUCUAGUGGCCUACAGACUCCAGAGUGCCUGUCCCGGGAGGGCUCACCCAUUGCACAUGACCAUGACUUUGGGUCAAAGUUAGCCUCUGUUCCAGAGUAUCGGUAUUCACAAAGCGCGCCUGGCUCACCUGUCAGUGCCCAGCCAGUGAUCAUGGCUGUUCCUCCCCGGCCAUCCACUCUAGUGGCAAAGCCGGUAGCCUAUAUGCCAGCCUCAAUAGUGACUUCACAGCAGCCCUCUGGUCAUGCAAUUCAUGUAGUUCAGCAAGCGCCCACUGUUACGAUGGUCAGGGUGGUGGCCUCCUCUGCCAACUCCGCUAACGGAUACAUACUGACAAACCAGGGCACGGCAGGCGGCACUCAUGAAGCAGCCAGUGCAGUGUUGGACUUAGCUGGUGAUCAUCGAGGCCUGGAUGAGAAGCCGACGAUUGCAUUUGCCACGAUACCCACUGCCAGUCGAGUCAUUCAGACUGUUGCCAGUCAAAUGGCUCAGGGUGUCCCAGGACAAACAGUCACCAUCCUUCAGCAGGCAACUCCAGUAACUCUUGGACAGCACCAAUUACCUGUGCGGGCAGUGACGCAAAAUGGGAAGCAUGCUGUUGCCACCAACAGCAUUACUGGCAGCGCUUACGCUCUCGCAAGCCCGCUGCAGCUCCUUGCAGCCCAGGCCAGCUCGUCCACUCCUGUAGUAGUCAGCCGGGUGUGUGAGGCAGGGACCGAAGACUUAGGAGCAUCAUCGGGAGAGCCUGAUGUCAAAAGACCCCGGAUAGAAGAGGCCAGCGGAGCAGUCUCCACUCAACCUGGGGUUAUCACGUCUACAGCCCCACAAGGACAGGCAACCAACGAAUGAGGAACCGGUGGGCAGAGCUGGAAUGUCAUGAGGGUGGGUGGCAUAAGCCUCGAAAGCAGCUUUCGAAGAAGAAAACAAUCUGCAACUGCAAUAGCCUGAAUAAAGAGCUCGUUUUAAGAUUAGAUUUUAAACGGCAGGUCAGCCAUCUUUUAGACCCUCGAGGUGCCAAAAAAGAACGAGAAAAACCUUCCCAACUACCUGUACCUGGAACUUGGUUCUGCCUUUAAUUAUGGGAUUUUUUUCCUCUUUUUAGAUUAAAAAAAAAAAAGACAACUGAUUGUAUGACUGCUGGGAUAUUUUUAAAAUAUCUUGCCCCUUUUUUGCUCCAGGGGGAUGGGAGUUGCAGUUCAGCAUCUGAAGGAAUGCAUCAUAGACAUAUCUGCUCCCUGGGGAAGAAGAAGGCUUCUCAUUUCUGAUGCCUUAAUACUCUGCUUCUCAGAGCUUUGAAACCGAGGACCAUUUCCAAUAGCCCCCAGGGUGGUCAGUGCUGAAAAAUGGGUGCAGCUUCUCAUAACAGCAUUAAAGUGGUACCAAACUGAAAAAAAAACAAAAAAAAACCCAGAAUGAUUUUUAAGUUGAAACAUCAUUAAUAUGAAUGUUUAUUUAUGUGAGGAUUUGGGAUGGGAGCUCUAGGGCUCAACCAGCUGGAUCUUCAAAAUGCAGAUUUUCUUCAUUCCCUUUGAGGGAAAGAAAGAAGUUGGAGGAGCUGUAUUCAUUUGAUUCCUGUAUAGAAAGGAAAAACAAGGGGUUUCUCACAGUUAUUCGUCAUCUUCUCUGGACUCCUGGACAAAAUGUCACGGUGACUGCAGACCACAUGAGGAAGGGUACCUCUGAAUGGUUCUGUGUAUGUUUGAUUUUUCUAGUUGUUCCUGUUGUUCCAUUUGGGAGCAGUGUGGUUUGUUCAUAAUGAGAUUCACCACCUUCCCUGUUAAUCUAAGGGAGAACUAAAUUGGCCUUCUGCACUGAAGUUGCCUCUUUCUCAUCUCUUGGCAGCGUGAUCCUCUGUCCUGAAAACCAGAGGCCACCAGCCUGGGGUUGUGUUGAAGCUGGGAGUUGACAUUGAUAUAGCUGGAAAAGGGUUACACUCGGGGCCCCAUAAUCUGCUGCUGACACUGAGGUUAAAUUCUAGGGGUGAGGGGCAAUAGGGCUUCUAGACAGUAUUGAAUAUGAGUCGCAUAAACUAAUGGCAACCAAGAGAAUGGAAGCCCCGCUUCUGUGUAGUGGGAGGGAAAAUUAGCCAUGUUAGAGCUUUCUUUUGGCCCAUGCCCCAGAGAUGCAGUUAGAGGCAAAGGACCAGCUGUCCCACCAUCUUCACUAGGGCUGGCCAGGAGUAAGGGAGACUUUUUUUUUUUAAGAAUGUCUUAAUUAAGAGUUGGAUCUAUCAGACUCUUUUCUGGGUGUACCUCUAAAAACUAGUGCAGUCCGACCAUCCCCUCUGGCUUCUGAGGCACUCGAAGCAUUUGUGGAGGAAGGGUGCACAUUGUGUUUGGGAGGGGAAAUAGAAUCAAUGUUUGCGUGGGUUCGAUUCCAGCCCCCUUUGCUAACGUGUUUUCUGGCUAACCACCAAAGACUCUUUAACAAUCCUGCUGAUAGCUAUGGUAGUGGUGAAGGAGGGCAAGCAGCAGGGGGGCAUGUCUUCUUUUGAGGGGUCUAGUUCUGCUAGCAUUGAUGUGGUGCAACAUUACCGCCUUGCUGUAAAAUCCAAACUGGCAGUGCUGUUAAUGGAGCAGAGAGCUGCAAGCUCAGAGGGGAACUUUUCCGUGGGAAGAGAUUUCCUUAAGAUCCUGAAGACGAUGCCACCCAUAUCUAGUACUUGUGGUCACAGGUAUUAGGGAGCAAAGCUGAACUGUUAAGUGUCUGCUAAAAUCCUGAGUAGGAGGCCAGUGCAGGAGCAAUAUGAACAUCCAGCAGGCAGCACUUAUUCUCUUCUAGGCUUCCUUUCUGUUUGCCAAGUCUUGUCUCUGGCUGAGAUUCACUGCCUGGAAGAAAGAGGAGCAAGUUUGUUCUCUCACAAAAGGACUUUCCUGAAAAAAGAGGAUACAUUUCCUUAGCCUGUGCUGUUUAGAGAAAGCAUUCAGGACAGUUGGGCAUCUUCGCUUCGGCCAUCCUAACUUAGGUGCAUGUCUGUGGCAGUGGGUGGUCACUCUGGGCGUUAGUACGCUGAAUUGUUUUUACAAGGUGGGGAGGGGAGAGACUCUUACAAUUUGCAAAAGUAUCACAGCAAGCCAGUCUGCAACUUCCAUUUUGCUUUUUAGGAUGCUGGCUGGGUUUGUAACCACGAGAAUCUAAUGUUACUGUUUGCUCAGAGGCAGAAAUCUGAGAGAAGAUUGUGUUGUCAUGGACUCAGAAACAGGGCAUGGUGAUCGGUGCUGUGCCAUGUCACUGAGACGUUACAACCUGUCAGUAACUCCACUGUUGCUGGGUCUUGGACCUUCAGCGCACCUCUGAGGUUAGGAGUCUUCUAGUUAAGAAGACCUGAUAGGAUUUGUAACGGGUCAGGUGAAUCAUGGUGCAUUCAGGGUUGGAGAGGUGAUGGUCCUUGGUUGCUUAUUUUCCUUUGAAGCGAUCUGUAAACAGACCGGAUGGAGCCCUGAGCUGCCAUAAAUUAGCACAGCACCGUUGCGGUUUGUGGAGUCGUGCGUGUUUACACCAACGGAGGAACUGGCACAGAGUAUUUCCAUGAGUCACUGUAAACACUCUCAACCAUCAUCUGCAAGUUCAGGGUAUAGCUUUGUCCCUUUAGCCUUUAGGGCAGCAUAACACCUUCCCAGUCUGUUCUUUGUGACUCAGGACACACCUGGUGGCCAACCUGCUAGUAGACCAAUGUUCUCAUUUGUUCCGCUCCCAGAUGCCUGGGAUCUUUUGGUUUAUGCAGUCAGUGUGCUCCGCUUUGUUCCUCGCCGCUCUGGCGUGCUCCCCUUCUGCUGCGGGAAGGAUUCGUGCCACUUGCAAAUGAGUCCUUCCUUUGCCAGGCCUUUAGUUGUGGCUUGGCUGCACUGGGGCCUGCACAAGUUAAAAUAACAGUUCAUAUCCAGCAGCCUGUAGAGAGCUGUGGAAAAAUUGUCCCCCUUCCUUUUUUUGGAGGAGCUGAUGACAGGGUGUUUGUUUACUUCUCGUUUCAGGCCUCCAAGCUAAUUCUUUAUCACAUUGCCUAUCCCAGAAUGCUGCCCACUUCUGCUAUUAAUGGCAGUUUUUCUGCAGAGUUUUGGCUUUAAAAGGAAACGUAGAAAUGAGAGAAGUAAUCAGCUUAGUACAUUAUCUUAGUACAUCCCUGCCAAGGCAGCAUCUCCAAACCAGACAUGAAUUUUCCUCCCCUUUAACAGUUUUGUCAGCAUGUUAAAAUUAAAUAAAGCAUAGGAAAACCAAAACAGGGAGGUGAUGGAAAUAAUGACUACAGUACUCCCUUUCCCUGCCAAUCCACCAACAAUAAAACUAUGCACUGUUCCAUGCCUGUCUUCAUAGCUUUACUUUCUAAAUUAAAUCUGCCUUGCUAAUUAACCUUAUUCCUUAAUCAUAGCAAUUCUGUCUCUUGCUGUCCCAUUGUUAAUAAUUGUCUUACUCUGCUGAUUGUAUAUAACCCAUAUAAUGAAAAUGGGUUGUGUCACUGCUUCCUUUUAGGUGUGCAGAAUUGGGGCCAGAAGUGUUGAGCGAUAGAUACGGAUUCCAUCUAUCAUGAGUUCACAGGGGUUUGUUGAACCCCAUGUUUUAGUUGGAAGUGACUUCAUUUGGUUGACAUUUUUCCCCAAGCUCUCCAGCCAACGUGGCACCCAACAGAGCAGGUUCUUCCUUUUUAAACAGCUCCCUAUGCUUUGGCUCUUUAUUGCUAUUGUCCAUGUCAGAUCCAGGCAUGGUCCUAAACCACAUCUCUGCUGUUUUUCAAGUCAAUGAGAUUAACAGUGAUUUUCUAGGAAGGCUGCAAAGUCCUUGGAAGAAGAAGUGGCAAUUUCCUGCUCCUCCACUGUGUCUGUGAAGGUGGUUCUUCAUUCUGGUAUAUUGAACAUACCAUACCAUCCUGUACUUGGGAUUAUCCUUUGCAGAAUAUUCAGUGUACCUUAGUGAUUGACUUAAAACUAAAACCGUGUUCUCUGAGUCCCAUAGAAUCAUACAAAAGACUGUAUCUGUGUUUUAGACUCCUCUCUUUGAAAAUGGAAGCUGUCAGCUUUUUGUAAGGUUGAAACCUAAUUUAAAUGAACUCUUUUGUUGAAACUUCUGAGAGAGGUCUGCCUACAUUUCAGCUCCUUUUCUCAUUUUCUCACCUUAGCUAGGUAAGCUCUACCACAUACUUGUGCAGAAAGCCAGUAUUAAGUCACCAGGCUUUCUUUCUCUGGGGGGCAUUACAAGUAACUAUGUGAUGAGGAUACGUUGAGGACGUUAGUUUAACAUUUAUAUACAACUUUGAGAACCUAAUUUCCAUAAACUCCAGUCUCUUUUCAUCUAGUGAUUGCAUUAACAUCCUUUUAUUAUAUUUUGCAAAAACUCAAUUAAAUUUUGGCCUCUACUGUGGUAUCGGUAACAAAGGUUAUACCAGGCAGUUUAAAAAUGUAUACAUCUUACUUGCUUCAAGCAAUUUGAAACAACACAGAAAGAACUUUAAAAAUUAACUGUUUCCUCUUUGCAUUUUUUUCAGCCUAAAUGAAGAGAUGGGUCAAGUUGACUUGGAUUAGAGGCAGUUAGAGUGACUUAUUCAAGCCUUAGUGCAGUGCUUGGAUUGCAGACACUGAUUGUUCUUGAUAUAAUUUUGAUGGAUUUAUUUGAAAAUCGUAUCCGUCUCAUCUCUUUUCCUAAAGCAAAAGUUUUGGCUAGAAUUUGCUCUAAUGCAAAGUCCCUUUUAUUGCAAGUAUAGAUUUGGCCUGAUUUGGUGAUACAACAGUACACUGCCACACGUGAGGAUAAAGUUCAUGGCCCUCACUCAGUCCUUUUUUUUAUUUCUUGGGCCAGGACGGACUGGUAGUGCUGCAGGUAAUGGUGUGUUUGUUCCCUGGUAAAAGCAGAGCUCUGCCCAAGUCAAGGCUGGGAGAUAGCUAAAUGAUGAAAACACAGUUGGGAUUCUCAGAGCUCCAAAAAGGUCUUGAGCUGGGGCAGUGGUAACCAGCUGAUAUUACAGUUCUGCCAUGUUUCAGUUUUAUGUUUGUCGCUUAAGAGAUUCUGCCACUGACUGCAGCUUAUUCUGUGAAGUGCUGUGCUGAGAGACAUGUACUCAGAGCUGUGUCAAAUAUUAUGGGAGCAGAGAAAUAAUUAAAUGAGGCCAGAUCUUUUCCUGUGCUCCUGCAACCCAUGCUGCAAAUGGCUCCCAUUUUUUAAUUGGAAAAGUCCUAGUAGUUGAUCCAGGUGAUUGCUGGAUAAUAUGGGUCAUCAUUAGAGAAUGUAAAUGGCUGAGUUAUUAACCUUUGCUAAUAAACUGCAUAGGAGUAGUAGCUUUAAUUUGAUUUUGCAUGUUAGUUAAUUGCCUGUGUUCUCAGUGCAUCAGCUUAUUGCUUUAAUAAGCACAAAUGCACUGAAGCUGCCACAGCCUUUUUUUCCUUUGUUUUAUUCUACCCAUAUAUAUAUUUUUUUUAAGUUUAAAAAUAUUAUGUUGGGACUUGAAUCUACUCAAGUCAGGGCUGUUCACCUUUACUUGCCCAUGGCGAGACAUGGCAAGUUGUCCCUGGAGUCCUAGGUGUACUCAUGCUGGAGUUGCAGCCUUUCUUGGAGGCAAUAAGACUUUUUUCCCCUAAUGUUACCUGUAAUAUGCUGUGGCAUGCAUCUGAAUGUUUGAAUACGAGGGAGCUCUCCCAUUGUGAACUGUAUGGAGCCUGCACGGCAGAUGCAGUAAAAAGAAUUAAACUAGAAAUAGCUUUAAUUUUGCAUAUUUCCUUUGUGAUCAGAAGCUCCUCCUUCAAACCCAGCACUGUUCGAAUGGUUACAUCCUAGACUGGGAAUCCCUAUUACUGAUAAGCAGAGAGAAACUACACUGCAUAGAGCUAAGUUUCAGCAAACUGAAUUGUACCACCAAACACUGGCAAAAUGCUUACAAGGACCGCAGUGGGGUGAAAGCAAUUGUGGAGACAUUGGCAGCCUUUAGAAAUCCUGAAGUUUUGUCUUGCUUUGUUAAACCUAUUUUCACUUCCUUGUGCAACUUUACUUUAGACUCUUAUUUAAUUUGAGACCUUUUAGGUUUCUUCAUCCUGCUGCUAAUGGACUAGGCAUUAAGAACCAGUCUUCAAAGGGGACAAGACAAGCUUCUUCCAUUUGGCAUUAUAGUAUAUUGAGCUUUCUGCCUUUGUGAACAUUAAUUAACAUGCAGGAGCAAGCUCUCUGCUGGCAGCCACAUCCCCAGCCAGCUUUCAUUCUGGCUCCCUUACUACAUUUUUUCCCCUUCUGUUUACAAUCGUUUACGUGAUCAUUGAACACCGCUCGUUAAUAGCCUUGUUGUGGUGAGACUGCCUAUCAUAAUUCUUGUGUCUGGGUUGCAGUUGGACAAAAGACUUAAUUUGGUGGUGUUAGUUCUGUUUCUGGGUAAAAAGUUAGCUUGAAGCUGCUGUUUUAUAGCAUACACUACUUCUGCUUGGUGUAGUUUACAGUGGAACCAGCUGAAAAGUGUUGGGCUUCAGGAAAUCAUUACACUACUAGAUCCCCGGCUGGGGGAUAUGCUGAGAUAGGGAAGCAAUGCUUUCUUGUAUGCAUAGGAAGUUAAACCAUUCACAUGCCUUCACAUCGACCAGGGUAGCUGUUACUUCAUGGGGACAAUGCCCCCUUUAUAUAUGUGACUGUUAGAGUGCAACUGGUUAGGCCUAUAGCCAUACUCUCCGCUCAAAUGUUCUGUGCACGGUAAUAUAUACAUAUGUGCACACCUCAUAGUACUGCUAGCAGUGGUAAAGAUCCCCAGCCACGGGGUUUUUCCAUUACAGAUGCUGUCUUUCAGAGGGGUUGAAAUGUGGCUAUAAAUGCUUUUCUUUGGGGUAAGCAUGAGAUUUGGGAAAUACCAGGUCUCUUUAGGAGCACCAGGCUUCAUUUACAACAAUUGGAUUAGUUUCCAAAAUGAUACAAGCGGACAAAAAUGCAAAGGUUUCAGUUUGUCUGCAUUGUCUGAGACUUUUCAGAACGUGGGGCUGGAUCUCCCUCUGUCACAGUAGCUCACUAAUGAGAGCCUAAGUGACUGCUCCAGUGAAACAAGCCAGCAGCACGUGACAAAAGAGUGUGACGGCUACAAAAUAAACCCUUUUAAAUAUUUGUUUCAGAGUACUGAUAUCUAUGUAAACAUGAAAUUUAUAUUUAUAUUUAUUACUGUGUGUGGGUGUAUGUAUAUAAAUGGUCCGUAAUUAUUCCCUUCUCUUAAGAGUGUAAAUGGUACGUUACACAAUGGAUGGGUAAGUUCUGAUACGCAGCAGUAAUUCCAGGAGAAUAACGUCCUUUGCUUUAAUUCAGGAUGUGGGCAGCCUGUAGAGGAUGGCUUGAGUCCAUCCCUCUACAUCUCAUCCCUCUUAAAAGGGCAGGUGGGCCAAUUUGGUACUAGUAUCUCACUCUCAUGUAAGAGUCCUGCAGUUGGCAUCGUCAUAUUAGGAAAUUGCACAGCUACACCAUUGUGAGAUGUUCUGCCAGCAGGCAAGGCCCUGAAGUGGCACUCAUAACAGUAUGGGAAUGGGGAAGAUUGAAAGCUUGUCCCUUAGCUGUGGUUUAGGAAACCCAGGCCCAGAGUUCCUUAGAGAUUCUCCUCCUGCAUCACAAGACCCUGUCCCCACAAGUAGGCUGGGCAAGUUUGUCUGCGGGUGAAGUUUGUCUGCUGCAUAUCUUCUUUUGGAGUCUGUGGCAGAGGUGAUCUCUUUUAUUAGACCAACUAGAUAGUUGUAAAAAAAAAAAAAAAAAAUAGUAUUUAUUUACAAACUUUCAGGCUCACGUGCCCUUCCUCAGGCAAAGGAGACUGUUGUCUCAGGAAUGGUUUUCAAGCCAAAUUUGCAUACUUGCAGAGCAGCCUCAACACAACAGGACUGCCUUGCCCAGGAGAACUUUUCUAUCAUCAGUCCUCCUCUGAAAUGGGAAACAUCCUAACAAGACAGACCCAUAAUUCAACAUCCGGCUUGCCAUCAGGCACCUUUGAGGUGAACAGACUGCUCCAGCUUUUACCCGAGCGUAAUUUGCAUAAAACACACUUUUCUGGCCUGGAGAACUUACAGUACCCUCCAGCUCUCCUGCGCAAUAUAGAGUUUCAUUUCUACCUGGGAGAAACGUUACAGUCUUUGCAGUAGUCUUUGCCUGAGGAUGGGCACGUGAGCCUGAAAGCUUGCAAAUAAAGAAAAAUUUUUUACAACUAUCUAGUUGGUUUAAUAAAAGAGAUCACCUCUACCGCACUGACUGCUUUUGCUUUUUGAACCAGCACAGUUACAACCUUUAUCUCCGAUAUCUUUUUUUUGGUAAUGCAGUGUUGGACGGUUUAGAACAAGCAGUCCCAAAGGCAGUGACUCAGGAUAUUAGGCUAGUCUGUCAGUGUGUGGGGAGACAUGUGGUGUCGUCUUUGUCCAUCUUUCCAAUUCCAGCCUCUGCAGCUGUCUGAGCAGAGCUUGCAGCCAUGAAAGGAACUGCAUUUGGGAAGCAACAGUGCUGCUUUGGGACAAGUUGCUGCUGUGCUCUGAGAGGGUGCAGCUUCUUCCUUCUGUUCUUUUUUUUUUUCCCUUCUGCCCCAGGGAGAUCGCUUUGUGAUAGUCCGAUUCCCCACAAGCCUGAGGCAUGGGAGCCCCUGAAUACAAUGUAAGUAGGAUUCCUCUUCCUUUGCCAUUCACUAAUAGUAAACUAAUCCUCAUGGGCCAGAUUUCAUCUCUACUUCAAUUCUACUGAGGUCACAUGCAUAAAGCAGAUGGAUGCAUUUUGAUCUACUUUAGCUUUUCCUAAGUUAGGGCUGGAGACCUGGAAAGAAGCUGCUUCAGAGCCGUCUCUUUGGAGUAGGAUUUCAUUACAUUUCUUGGAGACUAAAAGCUCUGAGUCAGUUUCUGUUGGCUAUCAGGAUCUGAUGGCUGAUUUUUAGGUGCUCCUUUCGAUUUGAAGAUGACCAAAAGGGAGUAACCAUGGCAGUAUGUGCAUUGAAAGAGGCCUGAGGUUUUCCUGUCCUAUUCCAAGGGAGGCAAGCUACAGCAACAGCCAAACUUCAGCCUGUAUAUGUGGCAGCUCCUUCACAACCUCUGCUGACUUCCAUAGAGGUAACAGCAAAUGCCCUUGGAGUCAGCAUUUUGGGUCUAAUUUGAGCUCGGGUUCCUAGAACAAGUUUUGCACCCCCUUGUACUUCAUUUGGCUCCACUGAAAACUUGCCUGAAGAAGAGCUUUCAUUAAAAGCUUUGUUUGAAGAGAAAUGUCUCUGGGUUCCUGAAAAAAUAAAUAGGAUUUAAAUAGAAAAAAUGUAAUCCUCUUCUGUCUGUCUGCCUCACUGCUAAAAAUCAGAUGCAAAAGAUGCUGAUGUGCCGCUGAUUGAUAUGCUGCCCUUUUGAAGUGGAUAGGCCGUUGAAGUAGGUGGACUGGUCAAACAGUAUUUAUUUAGCUGCCGCGGUUUCGGCAUCUUGUUUCAUCCAUCUUACAGCAAUGUCAUCACCAGCACAAAGAGCUUGAAGGCCGCCAGGUAGCAUAGUAAAUGGACACGAAUCAAUGAUGUGGGACAUAGUUGAACUUGUGCACAAGGCAUUUGUCAUCAUUGCGAAAGCCCCAUUGGUAUAGAUUUGUGGCACAGUGACCCUGGCCAGUUCAAAAACAUACAAACAGUUAUAAAUUUGGGCAUCCUUUUAUCUUUUUCUCACCUUCUCCCCACCCCCUCCCCAAAGUUGCAGGGAACCAGGGUAUUGUUAGUCCGAAGAGAAUUUUUUAGAGGGAAAGAAAAUAGAUAAUCAUAGAAAAGCAUACUUAGAAAUGCACUGAAAUGAAAAAGUGAUAUAAAAUGCAAUAAUCCUUUUGAGUUAGCAAAUCACCUUGGGUUCCUGGCACAGUGUUCCUCCCUGUGACAAAGCUGGCAUUUACCAUGCAGUCAACCAGAGCAGUGAGAGGUGUAACUAACUAUCUGUGGUAUCCAGAGGACUGGUAAGAUCUGUCGUAGGAAGGUAAAGCAUUUCCAUCACGUGCCAAAAACCGGAUUUUUUUUAGGAUUAACAUCAUAAAAUGCCAAAUAAUCAGUAAUAACACAGUAAAACCUCUUCUGAUUUGGAAACGAUGUGAGAGAGCUGUUAAAUCUGUAACCUAGCCUAUAUGUGUGUUCAGCCUGGUGCGUUUUUAAUGAGGAGGACAAGUUGUAUAAGGGUCUCAGAGGGUUGAGAUGAAUGAACUGUAACCCAUCCCUUAUACACAGAUAUGUAGAGAGGAUCUUUGUCCCUUCCCUUCCGCAUGGGUUUGGCACUUAGCUUUAUGGGGUGGGGGUGGGUGGGAUGAAGCCUAUUCGCAUUUUGGUUUCGGUUCUUACCCAGACAAGACGCAUCCUGCCAGAACCUUUUGCUUUUUACAGCUGAUGCUGAGAGUAUUUUUAGUGACUUGUUUAAUAACCAGCGCUUUAAAAAGCAGGUUGAGUAUCUCAAGUGGGAAAGCUAGGUCUUAGGGCACUGGAUGUCAGUUUUUCUCCUAGCCGUAUUGCAGCAUUUCCAUCUGUGGAACAGCCUGGGUAUACAAAAUAUGGAUGAACAUGGAGAAAGCAAGGAGUACUUAUCUGGGUGAUGGGCAGAAGGCAGCUGUUAACCACGGUGGGAAGGAAACACGACAUUCAAGAGCGGGGCCUGCAUUUUCAUGUCCAACGGGAUACAGUAUUUUUUAUAAGGAGCCAUACUUUUUUUUAAAGUACUUUGAGAUCUGAAUGUGAUUUCUAAUGUCUCAGAACGUUAAUAUUUUAAAGCUAUAACAAAGGUUUAAAUUUCUACUAUUUUUUUCAUUUAUUUUAACUGUUCUGUUAUCUAUGACCUUAAAUGGAUGUAUGUGGUUGGGGAGUCAUUGCUUCUCCUCUUAGCAUUUGUUUCUAUAACCAGAAAUAAAAUUCUAUAUUAAAGAGAGA
Molecule: messenger RNA, 12961 nt
Organism: Alligator mississippiensis (American alligator)
Lineage: Eukaryota; Metazoa; Chordata; Crocodylia; Alligatoridae
Gene: FOXK1
Product: forkhead box K1
Exons: 9
Coding region: 1-1974 (657 amino acids)
Biological process (GO): regulation of transcription by RNA polymerase II
Molecular function (GO): protein binding; RNA polymerase II cis-regulatory region sequence-specific DNA binding; DNA-binding transcription factor activity, RNA polymerase II-specific
Source: RefSeq, a predicted model, not a curated record